Messenger RNA from Vidua macroura (Pin-tailed whydah), 1896 nucleotides. Its product is annotated as heat shock factor protein 5-like. The transcript is spliced from 2 exons. Gene Ontology annotation, biological process: regulation of DNA-templated transcription. Gene Ontology annotation, molecular function: sequence-specific DNA binding; DNA-binding transcription factor activity. The record is from RefSeq and is a predicted model, not a curated record. The coding region runs from base 77 to 724 and encodes 215 amino acids. NCBI's taxonomy places the organism in Eukaryota, Metazoa, Chordata, Aves, Passeriformes, Viduidae.
GCGCCGCCCUCGCGCGGCGGCUGUUGUCGGCGUUGGGCGCGUGCCGCCGCGUGUCGCGACAGUUCCGCCCGGCGCGAUGGCGAAGCCGCAGCUGCCGGCUGGUUUCUGCCCCUCCUCAGCCGCCCUCUGGCCCCGCACCUUUCCCAUGAAGCUGUGGCUGCUGGUCAACAGCCCGUGCGUCCACUCGGUGCGCUGGGACGCCCGCGGCGAAGGGCUAUUCAUCGACCAGGGGCUAUUCGAGCAGGAGCUGCUGGGCGUGGGGCCCAGCGCUGCCGGGGAGGUGAAGCUCUUCAGAACGAAGAACUACGGCAGCAUCGUCCGCCAGCUCAACCUAUACGGGUUCCACAAGCUGACGGUGAGUCUGGCCGGCAGCACGGUCGGGUCCAGGCCGAGGCCGGCCACGGCGGGGGAAGAUACCAGCUACGCUGAUGGGCCCCUGCACCACUUCUGGAACCCGCAUUUUUGCUACGGCUGUCCCGAUCUCCUCGUAAAGAUCAAGAGGCUGACCAAGGCCGACAAGGAGAAGUUGGACGCUGGCCUGGAGGUGACCAGCCGCCUGCCCGACGAUUUGCAGUCCAUUACUGGAAGGAGACAUGCUGCUGUCGCCCACGUCCCUCGGCGAGGUCGGAAGGAGCGCUGUGGGAAACCAUAUACAACACAGAGAAGAACGGAAAGGAGAAAGGAAGACUUUGAGAUCUACUGUAGGAACACACAAACUGAGUAAUUUUCAAUGUUCUCAAAUUCAGGAAAAAAAGUUCAUAGAAAAGUCAGUUAUUAUCUCAAUAAAAUGUUGCUUGAUGCAAUGUGCUAAGAGCUAUUAUUCAACACAUACUUGUUUUCUAAAAUAGGAAUUGUUAAGUAACAUUCAUGGACCUGAACUGAAAAUAUAUCCAUGGAUACUUUGUAAAGUUCAAAACCUUGUCUUUUCCUACAAAUAAUAUUUCACCAGGCUCUGUCUCUCUUUAUUUUUUAUUUUGUUUUAAAUUAGCUUCUGAUGUUAUUUCACAUCACUCACAUUACAUAGCUCUUGGCCAUAUUGCUUUUCUGAUAACACUAAGAUGUGAUAAUAUGAGGCCUGCCUUAGAUAUCUGAAAGACAUUUUUCACCUUUCAUCCAAAGAAAAGUUCCCCAGCCCAGGACAUAGCAAACAGUGGCACAAUUACCUGGGCCAUUACUGGGAUGGCUGAGGAUAGGCAGUAUAGUGAUAGUGUAGCGCAGCAGAAACAUUGACCGAUGUGACAUUGGUAACCUCCAUUAGCACAACAAGGGGAAACAGAUGAGAUAAUCCAGAAGAUCCUCCUAAUUUUGGGAUGGGAAUGAGCUCAGAAAGCCUAGAGGUUUUGUAAAGCUUUUGCAAAAGGCUGUGUCUGAUUCACAUGGCCAGCACUGCCUCAUUGCUCUCUGCUCCCUGUGGGUAGACAGCUCCUACCCAAAUCUUCAGUCUAUGUUGUCAUCUCUCUUCUCUUAAGACCAUUUUAUAAUAGUGGGGAGCAAAUGGAACUAAGUGAAAUUAAGACAUAGCACCUCAAACCUGCAAGGCUAUUUUAGAUGUUUAAGUACAGUACCCAAACAGGCACCUGAUUCACAGCCUGAGGUGUCCUUCCACAAGUUUACUACUGCAAAUCACUGAGUCGUGGUGCUACCUAAGGAUACCAUGGGUCCUUCAGAUCUCAGAGUUGCUAUGUCAUACAUGGAGAGAAAAGCUGGAGCAAUUUAUGUAAAAAUGUGUUCAGGGCAGAUACUAUGAGAGAAGGUUCUAUGGCUUUUAUGAUUCUGGGGUUCAGAUUAGAUGAUCAUAAUGCUGCUUUCUGGGCUCAGCUCUCAUGAAUCAGAGCCAAAAAUCACACAUAUGAACUCCUUUAAAUAAAGAUUUAGAAGUCUGAUUGUUGCAAUGCA